This is a messenger RNA of Cariama cristata (Red-legged seriema), 873 nucleotides long. RefSeq names its product interferon-related developmental regulator 2 (gene IFRD2). The annotation marks the transcript as partial. The record is from RefSeq and is a predicted model, not a curated record. Lineage: Eukaryota; Metazoa; Chordata; Aves; Cariamiformes; Cariamidae. The transcript has 8 exons.
AUGGGCUCUGGCCCAGAGGGAGAAGAGGUGUUUCGCAGCCUGAAGCCCCUGCUCGUCAGCGUCCUGACAGACAGCAUGGCCAGCCCCUGUGCCAGGCAGAGUUGUGCCACAGCCCUAGGCAUGUGUUGCUACAUUGCCGCUGCUGACCUCGAGGACCUGGUCUCGUGCCUGUCCUGCUUGGAGGGCGUCUUCAGCCCCCCCAGCACAGGUGAGGGGGGCUCAGCACCCGCCCAACACGGCCCUCUGCACUGCAGCGUGCUCCAGUCGUGGUCCCUGCUCCUCACCAUCUGCCCCCCCUCCUACAUCAAAAGCAUCUUGAACAAUCGCUGGCUGAAGCUGCCCCCGCUGCUGUCCAGCAGCAGUGUCGCGCUGCGCAUCCUGGCUGGGGAAACCAUCGCACUGAUCUUCGAGCUGGCCCAGGACAUAGAGGAGGACUUGUGCCACCAAGAUACAGAGUUCCUGUGUGCCCAGCUCAAGGUCCUGGCUACCGAAAGCAACAAGUACCGAGCCAAGACGGACCGACGGAAGCAGCGCUCCAUCUUCCGGGACAUCCUGCACUUCAUCGAGAGCGGGGAGUACCAGGAGGAGACCAUCCGAUUUGGGCUGGAGUGCAUGUACCUGGACAGCUGGGCACGCCAGCGGACCUACCAAGCUUUUAAAGAGGUGCUGGGCUCCGGUAUCUGCCACCACCUCCAGAACAAUGAGCUGCUACGGGAGAUCUUUGGCCUUGGACCCCCCUUGGUGCUGGAUGCGGCCACUCUGAAAGCCAACAAGGUCUCCCGCUUCGAGAAGCACCUCUACAACUCAGCUGCCUUCAAAGCCCGCACAAAAGCCCGGAGCCGUGUGCGGGACAAGCGGGCGGACGUGCUGUGA